UCUCCUCUGGCAGCUGGUUCCAUACACCCUCCUCUGUGCGGUCCUUAACGUGAAGCCCAGGGCAGGCGUAGUAUCUGGCCCCUGGUGCUCUGGGGAGGCGAUGUUUUUCAAUCCGAGCUACAUCUCGUUUGUUUGAAAAUAUUCACAGGGUUACAGAUUGAUAUUACAAUUUUAAUAAUUAAGAUACAAUUAUCAGAUGACGUUAACCCUGCCAACAUCCCCGCACUGAGGGCCUGGGCUAUUGUGGGCAGACUGGUGUGUUUGUGUACAUUAUACUGUAGCUUUGCCAUCUAAACCAGCACUUGUAGUUCCUUGUUUCUACCCCAAGUACAUUUGAUCUGCAUGCAAAACAAAGCUUUUCACUGUACCUCGGUACACGAGUAAAUAAUAAACCUAGCCCUGGACGCUGAGGGCUGAAGGGGCUGUUCAGACUGUGCGGUCCCAUGUUCUGCAUUCCUUUACACUUUGAGAUUUGGGGCGACUUCCUCACUCCCCGUUGCCGCUUCCUUCCCUGCUGCUUCCUCACACCAAAGGUCCUCGCUCCACAGUUUGCUCCCCUCAUCCUCCGCCGCUCCUUUCCCUUUUCUCCUCACCUUCCAUCAUUUGCCCUUAGUUCGCCGUCCUUGCCCCGUCCCUCUGCAACCCUUUUCCUCUUGCUCCUUGUCGCACCCUUGCUCUUGUCCGCUUUCUCCCCUUUGCCCCUCUCCACCCCGACUCCUGCCCCAUCGCUCACCGCUCGCAUCCGUGGAUCCGGUCGGGCGCUAGGACCCAGGAGCGGCGGCAUCAGAGUCUUCGUCCGGCGCUAGGACCCGGGGAGCGGCCGCGGCUGGGCAGGAGCAGACGGGCGCUAGGACCCGGGGCAGCCGCGGCUGGGCAGGAGCAGACGGGCGCUAGGACCCGGGAGCGGCGGCUGUGAGCACCGGCGGAGGCUGAGCGCGAGGCCGAGGCUCCGCGGGGAAGCUAGGCCUCGACACCGGGCCGUGGCCGCAGCAGCACGGACAUGAUGCACCGAACGGUCUGACCCUGCGCCCCGGAGGGAGACUGAAAUGUCAAUGAAACCGGGAGACUGUGUGCUGCUCAUGGGAGAGGGAAACUUCUCCUUCUCGGCCUCCCUGUGUGAUCGCGUGUCCCGAGAUAUCCAUGUCGUGGCCACCUGCCAUGAAAGUGAAGAAACAAUAACCAAGCACGAACAUGCUGCCAAUAAUAUCAACUGCCUGUUGGAGAAAGGAGCAGAGGCCCACUUUCUCGUGGACUGUACCAACAUCCAGGAAUGUCCGUCUUUAAGAAGCAGGCUUUUCGACAGAGUUAUCUUCAAUUUCCCACACUGUGGCAGGAAGGCUGGAGUGAAAAAAAAUAGAGAGCUAUUGGCAAAAUUUUUCAGGAGCUGUGCAGAGGUGGUAACUGCGACAGGUGACGUGCAGGUUACCCUGUGUCGGGGGCAGGGGGGGACUGGUGCUGACCAGCCCACACGCUGCUGGCACGACAGCUGGCAAAUCGUUGCCCAGGCCGCAGGAGCAGGGUUCAUCCUGAGUGAAGUAAACGCAUUUGACGCCACCUGUCACGGUGGCUACACCAGCACGGGUUACAGGAGCCAAGAUAAGUCCUUCCGUGUGGAUGGAGCGUUGACCCAUGUCUUCACAAGAAGUUUGCCAAUUGAUAAGAUGAAGCCGUUUACAAUGGAAACUAUGAUUGGGAAUGAACACUGUUCCUUCCGUAUCCCUGAAGAACUUGCUGAUAAAAUAAACAGGAAUUUUCUUCAGGAAGGUUCCAAUCACCCAGUGAACGUCAUUAAGGAUCUGUUGAAAAAGAGGAUUGCAGCCAAUGUAGCUGUUCAGGAACUGGAGGACCAGUUUCCUCUGCUAUUAGAAUAUCGUCCUGGAGACCCCCGCAUGGACUCUGAGGUUCGUCAGCCUGAGCUUUAUUUUGUUACCCGCUCAAACUGUGGGGCGGAUCAGUGCAGAUGCAGUGAUGGUCAAUGUUUUAGCAGACCCCCUUGCUGUGAAUGUUCAGAACCCAUGUCGAAUCUGAGCCAAGGAGACAAAAACGUGGACUGCAAACUGCUAAACUGGGCUGAGGAUCCCGACUUGAGCAAGGUUUGCUGCAGGUACUGUUUCCGCCCCAGUCUGACGGGAUACCUAGACAAAGUGCUGCAAAGACCAGACUUCAGAGCUGGAGUCAUCUAUACACUCAGCGGCACUGUUUUCAGGAAACGCCCGAUUACUCCACAAACCAUGCCUGCAUUCCACGAGAUGGUGCUGGUUGGUGCUUUUAAUGACAAACGACAGCCAGAUUUCCCCCAACUAUUUAUGAGCUCUGUGGAGAAUGCCAUCACGUUCCUGGUGAAGUCAACCUUGAGAAGCAGCAGCAGUUCAGAAAUCUCCCAGAUGGAUCAGAACUUGCAUCCAACUGUCCUGAUGGAGCAGAGCAGUGGAAAAUGCUGGAAUAUUUAUGUUAAGGACAUGGUUCCGCCAGACUUUAUAAACAAUGCUGUUGGAAAGUUGGAUCUCUUUCCUUGUCAGCAGAUGGGUGGUGAGUUGAGUGUCUGUGUUGCUUCAAUAAACCUUGACCUGCUGUCCAUGGUGCUCUACCACAUACCUGACUGGAGGCUGCUCUGGACAUUCGACGAGCGCUUUCUAAACCAGCUGGGCGGGUCAGAAAUGAAACCUUUCCGUGAUUUCUCGCUCUACCCGCCCGUUUACACGCACGAUCUCAGUUUCUGGGCGGGCAGCGACGAGAGGCCAGACGAGCUGGAGGUCCACGCUGUUGUGAGGCGGGUCAGCAGAGAGACGGUCAGACGGAUGACACUGAUCGACAGUUUCUGUCAACCUCACACUGAGCGGAGAAGCCGCUGUUACAGGUUGACGUACCAGUCGUGUGACCGAGCCCUCUCGUACGGACAAGCGCUGCAAAUGCAGCUGGAUCUCCGCGAGGAACUGCAGAAAGCGUUCCAAAUAACUCUCCGAUAACGCCCUUCCACCGCCAUUUACGUUUUCCACCUUAGUGCAGCACAAUGGCACAGUGGCGGAAUUGCUGCCUCACAGCGCCAGAGACACUGUGCAGGAGUAGGUCAUUCGGUCCUUCGAGCCUGCACCGCCAUUCAAUAUGAUCAUGGCUGAUCAUCCAACUCAGUAUCCUGUACCUGCCUUCUCUCCGUACCCCCUGAUCCCUUUUGCCACAAGGGCCACAUCUAACUCCCUCUUAAAUAUAGCCAAUUAACUAAUAAUAAUACAUUUUAUUUGUGGGCGCCUUUCAAAGUCUCAAGGACACUUUACAGAGAUUAACAAGAGAGAAAAAACAUAUAGCGGAGUAAAAUAAAUAAUAAGGACAUCACCAAUACACAAAUUAAAGACAGAAAUCGCUCCAAAGACAAAAAAUCAAAAACACAAUGUGAAGACUGGCCUCCACUACCUUCUGUGCCAGAGAAUUCCACAGAUUCACCACUGUGUAAAAAAUGCUUUUCUCAUCUCGGUCCUAAAAGACUUCCCCCUUAUCCUUAAACUGUGACCCCUUGUUCUGGACUUCCCCAACAUCUGGAAUAAUCUUCCUGCAUCUAGCCUGUCCAACCCCUUAAGAAUUUUAUAAGUUUCUAUAAGAUCCCCCCUCAAUCUUCUAAAUUCUAGCGAGUACAAGCCGAGUCCAGUCUUUCUUCAUAUGAAAGUCCUGCCAUCCCAGGAAUCAGUCUGGUGAACCUUCUCUGUACUCCCUCUAUGGCAAGAAUGUCUUUCACCUUUUGCCUCUCCAGAUGCUGCCUUGUUCUUUGUUCCAGAUUCCAAUAUCUGUAAACUUUUUUUAUCUUCGCAGUAACAUCCUUCCCAACUAGUCAACCUUUGCUACCGCCGAAGACUGUCAGCCUCUUGUUCAAUUUCUUAUUUAUUUAGUUUAGUUUAGAGAUACAGCAUGAAAACAGGCCCUUCAGCCCACCGAUCAAUGGUCACCCAUUCAUUCUAAUGUUAUUCCGCUUUCUUAUCCACUCCCUGCACACUGGGGGAAACAGACAGUUUACAGAACCCAAUUAACCUACAAUCCUGUACGUCUUUGGGAUGUGGGAGGAAACCGGGGCACCCAGAGGAAAUCCACGCGGUCACAUGGAGAACAUGCAAACUCUGUACAGACAGCACCCGAGGUCAGGAUCAACCUGGGCCUCUGGCACUGUGAGACAGUAACUCUACUGCUGCGCUGCUACAGGGCCUGUGUCGGCUGUGACUUCAGCUUCCACAAACCCAACCCUUUCAAUUAAUUCUCUAAAUCUCUGUCUCUUUAAGAUAAUCUUCAAAACUUUCUUCUAUCAUGGUUUGGUCACCUAGUGUAAUAUAUUCCUGUUGUGACUCAGCCCAAUAUUUUUUGAUAAUUCCUGUGAAGUGUCUCAGAACAUUUUUGCUAUGUACAGAGUAAAUAUACAAAUAAAUUGUUGAAGCUGAAGGAAGAAUUUCACAAAUAAGUGGCCGUGUUUGUAAUGUGUUACGAGUUGUUAUUUCCAUUCCAUGACCAUCCUCACCAUCACUACCACCAUCCUCAGAGGAAGAAUUGGGAGUAAGAAUAUUUCACCAUUGCUUUAGCUUUCAACAAUUAACUCAGUCACAGAGUCAUACAGCGUGGAAACAGACCCAUUGGGCCAUCUUGCCCACGUCGAUAACAUGUCCCAUCUACACUAGUCCUACCUAUCUGUGUUUGGCCCAUAUCCAUCUUAAGAAGAAGAUGAAGAGGUAUUUCUUUAGUCAGAGGGUGGAGAAUCUGUGGAAUUCUUUGCCACAGAAGGCUGUGGAGGCAAAGUCAGCGCAUAUAUUUAAGGCAGAGAUAGAUAGAUUCUUGAUUUGUACGGGUGUCAGAGGUUAUGGGGAGAAGGCAGGAGAAUGGGGUUAGGAGGAAGAGAUAGAUCAGCCAUGAUGGGAUGACGGAGUAGAUUUAAUGGCCUAAUUCUACUCUAAUCACUUAUGAUCUUAUGAACCUGCCCCAUCCAUGUACCUGUCUAAAUAUUAAAUCUUAAACGUUGUGAUAAUACCUGCAUGUUGUACCGCCAAGCAUUUCCCCUUGGUCAGUUUAAUUUCAGCUUUAACUGCGUAUGUUUCCUUGUGCUUGACUACAAGGGGCCUGUUUGCUGACCUUAGUGGCCACACGGUGGUGCAGCGGUAGAGUUUCUGCUUUACAGCGACAGAAACCUGGGUUCGAUCCUGACUAUGCGUGCUGUUUAUACAAAGAUUGUUAGUUUUCCCCAUGACCUGUGUGGAUUUUCCUCGGGAUUUCCGGCGUCCUCCCACACUUCAAACCCCUACAGGAUAAUUUUGAUGGUAACAUUGAAAAUUAUCCCUCCUGUGUGUGUGUGUGUGUAUAGCGUAAAUGUGCCUGGAUUUGUUUGUCCGUGUGGAUACGGUGGGCCAAAGGGCCUGUUUACACACUGUAUCUCUAAUCUAAACUAAAUCCCUCUAAACCUAUCCUAUCCAUGUACCAGUCUAAAUGUUUCUUAAACAUUGCAAUAGUAUCUGCAAGUUGGACCUCCAAGCAUCUCCCUUUGGUCAGUUUAAUUUCACCUUAAACUGCGUAUGGUUCUUUGUGCUUGACUACAGGGGGUCUGUUUCCUGGCCCUAGUCCCACAGGGCAGAGAAGUGCCGCACUGUCAGUGGCUACGUAUUAACUGCCUCAUGCUAUCUUGUAGAAUUUGCACUGUUUAUUAAUUUUACAGCAAAACAAUCUGGAAAAAUAUUAUCCCGCAGUGUUCCAAGUAAACCUUGUAGAUCUGAGAUCUAGUUCUGUCCCGUAGGUUCCCAAUCCGAAACGUCACCUAUCCGUGUCCUCCAGAGAUGCUGCCUGGCCCGCUGUGUUACUCCAGCACUUUGUGUGUCUGUCAGCGAUGACAAAGAACGUGAACAAACGGCCGAGGGAACAAACCUAAAAGCCCUGUCCCACUGUACGAGUUCAUUCCAAGAGUUCUCCCGAGUUUGCCCUGAUUCGAACUCGGAGAUUUACGGUAAUGGCCGCUCGUCGGUACUUCGGGGCUCUCGUGGACAUUUUCCAACAUGUUGAAAAAUCUUCACGAGUCUUCCCGAGCUUACCGCAUUUCCCGAGUA
Messenger RNA from Leucoraja erinaceus (little skate), 6062 nucleotides. RefSeq names its product ferredoxin-fold anticodon binding domain containing 1 (gene fdxacb1). Gene Ontology annotation, biological process: rRNA base methylation. Gene Ontology annotation, molecular function: rRNA (uridine-N3-)-methyltransferase activity. The record is from RefSeq and is a predicted model, not a curated record. NCBI's taxonomy places the organism in Eukaryota, Metazoa, Chordata, Chondrichthyes, Rajiformes, Rajidae. The transcript is spliced from 6 exons. Gene Ontology annotation, cellular component: cytoplasm. Bases 1047 to 2966 code for a protein of 639 amino acids.